Molecule: messenger RNA, 585 nt
Organism: Heterostelium album PN500
Lineage: Eukaryota; Evosea; Eumycetozoa; Acytosteliales; Acytosteliaceae
Exons: 2
Coding region: 1-585 (194 amino acids)
Source: RefSeq, a predicted model, not a curated record
AUGAAUACUAAAUUAUUUGCCGUUUUGGUAUUGUUUAUGAUGGCCACAAGUGCUAUGGCCACUUUCCAACAAGAACCAACUAAUGCUGAAAUUGCUGAAUUAGUUAGACUUAUCAGAAACUAUCGUAAUAAACAAUUAUAUGAAAUUGAUGAUGCCGAAGGUCUCCUCUCCAAUCUCCCAGCCAUCGGUGCAAACAUUAAGGAUCUCCUCGGAAAUCUCUUAAACGGUGUCGUUUCCAGGGAUCCAAAGGGAACUGUCCACAUUGGUGUCGACCAAUUGGUAGAAAACUUGAUCAAGCCAGUUGCCGGUGCUCUCGGUAACCUCAUCCACAACCCAGAGAUUGCCAACCGUUUAGUUGCCCUCGUCAACUCCUUGAAGGGUAAACUCGUUGAUUCCAUCUCCAACCUCUUGAACUCUCUUCUCGGAAAGACCCCAUUGGGUAACGUUGUCCACAUCAACAAGGCCACCUUGGUUGAGCCAUCUGUCAUCGUUGCUCAAAUGCAACAAAUUAUGGACGAAGAGGUCUCCAAAUUCCUUCUUUCAGUUAACGAAAUCUUGGAAAGAGACUCCACUCAAGCUCAAUAG